This is a messenger RNA of Didymosphaeria variabile, 1194 nucleotides long. RefSeq lists its product as uncharacterized. Bases 1 to 1194 code for a protein of 397 amino acids. Gene Ontology annotation, molecular function: transmembrane transporter activity. The record is from RefSeq and is a predicted model, not a curated record. NCBI's taxonomy places the organism in Eukaryota, Fungi, Ascomycota, Dothideomycetes, Pleosporales, Didymosphaeriaceae. Gene Ontology annotation, biological process: transmembrane transport. The transcript is spliced from 3 exons.
AUGGCCGGUGAGGGUAAUCUCUCACGCGGCUCAUGGCGAGCCUCAAAGGCUCUACUAGUCUUCACAGCCACGCUUGGGCUUUUCACUGAGAACUUCCUCUACGGCUUCGUCGUCCCAAUCCUACCGUACAUGAUCGAAGUACGACUAGGUCUGGACCCAGCAUACACUCAACGAUUCACAACAGAGCUUCUCUUUAUCCUGGGCCUCAUCUCGGUACCUUCAGCGCCUAUCAUUGGACACUUUGCAGAUAAGACAACUAGCCGCAAGGUACCGCUUUUGAUAUCGCUCGUGGGAUGCACGAUUGGCACACUCCUAGUUGCAUUGACUCCAUCAGUAUGGGCAGUAUACGUGGGUCGAAUGCUUCAGGGGAUCUCGGGGACUGGAGCAUGGAUCGUCGGAUUCGCUAUGUUGACUGAUGCGGCAGGAUCUAGGCAUCUAGGCAAAGCUCUGGGGUCUGCUGGAUCCUUCAUCACCGCGGGAGUGCUGACCGGGCCGGUGAUUUCGGGAGUGUUGCUGCAAUGGGCUGGCUACUGGGCUGCAUGGUCUGUGCCUUUAGCACUCCUUGCGAUCUGCUUCGUUGCUCGCUUGACUAUGAUCGAAGAGAGACCGACAGAUGAGUCGAAGACGUCGACUAGCGAAGCUCAAGGUCAAGCUGAAGACGAGAGAUCACCACUUCUGUCGUUAGAUGUCCGCACUCACGAUGAAGCGGCGGCAACUCUACUAGAAGAGGCAAAUGUGCCAUCUUCUCGCGGAUACUAUAGCAUCAUGUUCAGCAAGGGAAGCACAUACGCCGCUCUCUUCAACGUCACGGCUUUCUCAAUGAUCAUAUCAGGUUUCGACGCGACUUUACCUGUGCACCUCAGAGACGAAUUCGGCUGGCGUCCUGCGCCAGUAGGUUCCAUAUUCCUCGGCAUCCAAAUCCCCAGUAUGAUUCUCGCACCAUUCGUGGGCUGGUUACGGGAUCGAAUAGGCCUUCGCUGGCCUACAACGCUAGGGUGGGCACUGAGCACCCCGUUGUUUUGGUUCUUGGGCGUGCCUGGCAAAGAUAACUUCUUGGGAGUCGGGAAUGGGCCUAAGGGGCAAGCAGCUUUUGUUGCGGCCAUCAUUGGGUUGGGAAUCAUCUGGUCGUUUGUAAGAGGGGCAGGAACUUUUCAAUUGACAAGUACGUCUUCACUUACCAUCUGCCCUACCUGA